This is a messenger RNA of Alexandromys fortis (reed vole), 3793 nucleotides long. RefSeq names its product BCL2 interacting protein like (gene Bnipl). The record is from RefSeq and is a predicted model, not a curated record. Lineage: Eukaryota; Metazoa; Chordata; Mammalia; Rodentia; Cricetidae. Bases 2041 to 3276 code for a protein of 411 amino acids. Gene Ontology annotation, biological process: apoptotic process. The transcript is spliced from 10 exons. Gene Ontology annotation, cellular component: cytoplasm.
UUCCCUAUGUGAUUUCUGUCACAUAGCUGUGCUUAAAAUAUUCCGUCAUGGCCUCAGGUUGGUUUUUGUUGGUUUGUUUUUUGACCAGGGUUUCUCUUUGUCUCCCUGGAUGUCCUUGAACUCGCUCUGUAGAGCAGGCUGUCCUGAAACUGAGACCCACCUGCCUCUGCCAUCCUAGUACUGAGAUUAAAAGCGUGCACCACCAUGACCUGGCCUGUUUUGUUUCUUUUCUUUCUUUUUUUUUUUUUUGAAACACUCUCCCAAACUGCCCUUGCUUAUCAAACAACUGGAGCUAACCUCUAAGGCUUAGCAAUCCUCCUGCGGAAGCCUCCCCUUGCUGAGCUGCAAUGUGAGAUGCCCAACUUGUCUUCUCUUUUCCUCAUGCUGGGAAAGCAGGUCCAAGAUGGACUUAAAGCAGAAUGAUUCCUAGCCUUUCGUGUGUGUUUCUGGUGACUGAACCUAGGGCCUCAUGCAUGCUGGGCCCGUGUUCUGCUGCUGUCCUCUUUUUAAUGGUUGCUGCCUUUGAAGCUACGGCUGUCCUAGUCAGCAACCACAGCUCUGCCGCUACCAGCGGCCAGGCUACAAGUAGCGCAGCCUGAGGAAAUUCUGUUCCCUCUGGCACCACACUUUCAGAGAGAACUUAUCUAAGUCUCCGUUCCCCCUAAAGAUCUCGUGAUUCGAAGGUUGAGGUAGAAUCUUGCUCCCUGGAGUCUGAACAGCGCGCAGCUCACCUAAUUAGCCUCCCUGAGCUCUUACCACCUGGCUCCACCCUACUCCUUCCCGUCAGCUAGUUGCUGGCUCAGCCUCCAGACUGCCGGUAAAUUUUAUUUAGUCAAACACAUCUUUGCAUCAUUAAACAAGUGUUCUGAGCAUAAAUAAAAGUAACACACCUUAAAAUAAUAUUCUACAACAGUCUACCACUGACCAGUUUUAACUUUGUAAGACAGGGUCUCCCUAAAUUGCCCAGGCUGGCUUUGAACUUGCAGUCCUGCCUCAGCCUCCUGAGUAGCAGAGGUUACAAGCCCUCACCGGGACCUGCUUUUAAAAGCUACCUGCUGGGGUUCCAAGAUGAUGUGGACAGAGGCACUCAGUGCCAAGAUGACCAACUGAAGUUGAUCUUUAGGUGGAAGGAGAGUACCAGUCUCACAAGAUGUCAUACACACUAAAUCAUAUUUUAAAAAUAAGUUAAACCAGCCAGGUGGUGGUGGUGCACACCUUUAAUCCCUGCACUUGGGUGGCAGAGGCAGGCGGAUCUCUGAUUUCAAGGCCAACCUGGUCUACAAGAGCUAGUUUCAGGACAGGCUCCAAAGCUACAGAGAAACCCUCUGGGGGGAAGGGGGCGGUGGUGAGGAGUAAAAGUAAAACCUAGCUCCUAAGGAACCGAGGCAGAAAGAUCACCCACACUUUCCCCCCAUCAUUCUGUUUGAAUGUAAGACACUGAAAAAUAAAGGUUUGGGGAUUUGCCUUUAUGGAUAGGCACUUAUUCAAGCAGGAGGACCCAGGUUCGGAUCUCCAGAACACACAAAGGCUGGGCAGAUUGUGCGUCCAGCUCUUGGGGAAUUGCUGGGGUUAAGCUGGCUAGCUAAAACUAGAAGAAUCAAUCAUUGAGCUCUGGAUUCAAUUGUGUAGCCCGGCCUCAGAUUUUCUGGGAAAGAUUCUUAUCCAUCAUUAGCUUCAGGCUUCCCCAGUAAUGCAAAAACAUAAAAUUAUCUUUCCAGCACACCCCCCCCCCCUUAAAAGAGCGAAACAAGGGACUUCCAGGUCAUGAAGAAUCCGGACUGGAGAACAACAAUCGGCCACCCUAGAAAUCUCACUCUCCACCCGAAAGCCCGCCCCCACACGAGAGGCUGGGCUUUGGGGCAGACCUGCUCCUUGGGAGGGGAGGUGGCAAAACCUGUUUGAAGAUGAGGUUGCCUCCCUUCCACACCUCCUUAGAGGCCAGAGCAACAGCUGAAACAGAAAAGGAAAGAGUGGUGGGGGCUGGGGUCACAGCCUCCUACCCUUCAUAAAGUGUUGAGAGAACUCGGGACGCCGAGGAAGAUGGGGACUGUGCAGGAAACGGGGAGACUGACGUUAGGAGGAGCAGGGGCUGGGGAGAAGGCAGGAGCCGCAGAGCCAGGAGCAGCCCUGAGACUCGGAGAGCUGGAGCUGAGGGAAGAGUGGCAAGACGAGGAGUUUCCCAGAUUGCUUCCUGAGGAGGCUGGCUCAGCUGCAGAUCCCGAAGACCCUCAGAGAGACUCACAGGCCGCCACAGGUACCCCCAGCACGCUGGCCCUGUGUGGCCAGCGCCCUAUGCGGAAGCGUCUCUCUGCCCCAGAAUUGCAGCUGAAUCUGACUGAGGGAAGAGGAAAAACUGGAGCUUCUCCCAACCAUUCCGAAUCUUCCUCUUCGGAUGGCAGCUUGGACCUGGAGGUGGAUGAGCUGGAGACACCAUCCGACUCCGAGCAGCUUGACAGCGGACAUGAAUUUGAAUGGGAAGAUGAUUUGCCUCGGGCAGAAGGCCUGGGGGCCAGCGAGGCAGCUGAGAGGCUGGGCCGGGGUUGUGUGUGGGACGUGGCUGGAGAAGACGGCCAUCGCUGGAGAGUGUUCCGGACAGGACAGCGAGAGCAGCGAGUGGACAUGACCGUCAUUGAGCCCUAUAGGAAAGUGCUCUCUCAUGGAGGUUACCAUGGUGAUGGCCUCAAUGCUGUCAUCCUCUUUGCUUCCUGCUAUCUACCCCCAAGCAGCAUUCCCAACUACACCUAUGUCAUGGAACACUUGUUCAGGUAUAUGGUGGGAACGCUGGAACUGCUGGUAGCUGAAAAUUAUCUGCUCGUUCACUUGAGUGGAGGCACACGCAGGGCCCAGGUACCGCCUCUGGGCUGGAUACGCCAGUGUUACCGCACCUUGGAUAGGAGGGGAUUAGGCACAGCUGCCAGAGAAAUUUGGAAGAGAGACACUGAGGAGCCUGCAGCGUUGAAGAUAGCCUACCUGUUCCAUGGACUAAGGCAGAACAGGGAACAUAAAGGUCAUAUUGGAUUCUUCCUCAGGCUUCGGAAAAACCUUCGAGCCCUGGUGGUUGUCCACGCUACGUGGUAUGUGAAGGCAUUCCUGGCACUGGUUCGGCCCUUUAUCAGUUCCAAGUUCACACGAAAGAUCCGAUUUCUGGACAGCCUUGGGGAGCUGGCUCAACUCAUCUCCCUAGAUCAAGUCCACAUCCCUGAAGUUGUCAGACAGCUGGACCAGGAUCUCCAUGGCUCAAAGACACCUAACACAAAACUGGACAAGGGGCCGUAGACUCAGGCCAAGAUGGUGAAUGCUCUGCACGAUGGAGCUGUUCUGUAAAUCAUCUCAUCCUGACCCCCCCCCCAAGUUCCACUGGAUCCCCGCUUCUGGACACUGCCUUCAAGCUGGGAUUUGAGGGUGGGAACCCUAUAUGUGGGGUGACUUGCACUUCGGCUUCCAAAAGGAAGACCGAGUGUGGUACUGGAAGAGCAGGGCUCUGGGUUUUAAUUCUGCUUUAGCUAUAAAACAUGUGGGUCUCAUAUUCCUUCUCUGUAAUCAAAACCUCUGGGAUCCUUCCCAGAUGGUUGUCUUAGCAGCCUUUUGAGGGGAGGUGGAGGGAAGGUGAGGGUUUAACCAACAACCACAGCCAGCCUGUCUGCUGGGAUCCCAGAAGCCAGCUUGCAGACUCUUGGAGAGCCAAUCCCUUAGUCUGCUCCUGUGAUCCUGGGAAGAAUUGCUACCAAAACUGGCGUUUUCACCCUUGUUAGUAAAUUCAGACCUGUGGCCUUUAAUAAACUGUGAUGAGAGA